Molecule: messenger RNA, 222 nt
Organism: Protopolystoma xenopodis
Lineage: Eukaryota; Metazoa; Platyhelminthes; Monogenea; Polystomatidea; Polystomatidae
Source: the annotation of a GenBank genome assembly
AUGGGCAGAGAUGGGCAAGUGAGAAUUGGUCAUAAAUGUAUGGCCUGCAUGAGGCAGAAGGGCAUCGACAGUGUAAAUAAGGGGCAGCAACACGAGAGUGGACAGAAGCCAGUCUUCUGCGCUCAGGCCACUCAGCCUCCGGUGGAGCCGCUGUUUUCACCGAAACAUGCUCUACUUGUGCCAACGCCAACGCCAACACCUCAGACUCCUUUAGCCGCAUGA